Messenger RNA from Vicia villosa (hairy vetch), 1016 nucleotides. RefSeq lists its product as uncharacterized. NCBI's taxonomy places the organism in Eukaryota, Viridiplantae, Streptophyta, Magnoliopsida, Fabales, Fabaceae. The record is from RefSeq and is a predicted model, not a curated record. Gene Ontology annotation, cellular component: membrane. Gene Ontology annotation, biological process: vesicle-mediated transport. The transcript is spliced from 7 exons. Bases 238 to 717 code for a protein of 159 amino acids.
GUUUUUUCUUCUUCCUUUCGGUUUAUAUUGGACCGUACGUGCUCACAUCAACUUUCGACCAAUUACUAUUCACACCUCUCCAUCCACAUCUCCAAAUUUUCUCACAUGCUUUUGUUGCAACUUCUCCACUGACUGAUUCAGUUGCGAUAUAGUUAGUUCUCAUGACAAUGCUCUAGAUUCGGUUCCUCAUUUCUUGGCACGGGUGAGAGAUAGUUAGAUACACUCUUCAUACUAAUAAUGUGGAAAAAAUUCGGCGAGUCUUUAUCAGGCGAUAAUGAAGAACAAGAGGAGACCUUGUUGGGUGAGGAAUCAAGUAGCCUCUCUACAACACAGAGACUUUAUGCAUUUGCUGCUUGUUCGAUUGCUGGUCUCGUUUUAAUGUUUCUGUCUAUGAUUGUUUUUGCCAAACCCAUCAAAUUUGCCAUAUUGUUCACCUUUGGCAACCUAUUAGCAGUUGGAAGUACAGCCUUUCUUCUUGGACCGGCACAACAAAUGCAAAUGAUGUUUGACCGUGUUCGUGUUUUUGCAACUGCCAUCUACCUUGGAUCUGUGGUUGUAGCACUUAUUUGUGCCCUUUUGAUCCAUAGCAAGGUGUUGACGUUACUUGCAAUCAUCGUUGAGAUCGGCGCACUUAUUUGGUACAGCCUAAGUUAUAUCCCUUUUGCUCGAAGAAUGGUUUCCAAUUUGAUGAUCAAAUUAUGUGAUACAGAGUUCUAAACCAUGAAAAUAAAACCAAAGAUGUCUCGUGUGGUCGAUAGUAGACAUGGUUGCUCGGCAUUUGGAUUUUAUGUACUGAUUUGGUGCUCAUGAAGCUUCUUGUUGGCCUUUAUUUGGAAUUCAUCUUCCAUGCCACUAUUCUUUUCCUUUCACAUCAAAAAAACAAUGGGUUGAAAAUUUGUUUGCAUAAAGUUGCUUUGUUGUAAAGGAUACAGAGAAGUUUGUUUUUUCAUUUUUUUGUAAUGGUGCUUUUGUUAAGAAAAUUAUAGAUUUAGCAUAUCUGGUGGAGUCCUUUGGUA